AUUGGUCCAACAACACUCUGAAUUCGGCCUUGGUUGUUAAUGAUCGAUUCUGUACCGAACAAAAUCCUCCCCCUCCCUCAAUUUAAAACCCAGGACAAAAAGGAAGCCUAUAAUUGUCGCAGGAUUUCGUUUCGGGUAACAAUUUUGCCUCUGUACGACAAGCUUAGGUGAAACGUGGCUGCCUUUUGAUCAACGAGGAAACAGCAACGACGAGGUACUUUGCCUGUAAAGCUAAUUCUUAAAGGAUCUGAAUUUGUUUUAUAAAGACUCUGAAAAGUGAUGUUGUCUUUACGAGGAGCUGCGGUUCUUAUCUUCUGCUGUGUCCUUCACAUCACAGCCGUCGCAGGCCUUCAUUCUGCGACAAAGUUUACAAAGGAACCUCCAUCCAAAAUAUAUGCAGUUGAGGGAUCUGAUGUCACUUUCCAUUGGGAACUGAGUUUUGGCGAUUUUCAAGACUGGAAACUGCUUGGACAGAUUAUUUGGGGACAAACAGACGGAAAUGAUCAUAUCAGGAACAAGUAUAUCACAGUAAAUAAGCAGAGUGCAGUGUUCAACCCCAUACUUGAUACUUCCAUUAAAUCCAGAACUAGUUGGAUUGGAAAUGUUACUCGGCAUCGAUGUAAGCUAAUGUUCGUUUUAAGAAAUGUGAGCAAAGCAGAUCAGACCACAUAUGGAUGCACGGUGAAAGUGGAUGGGCUCGAUACAAGGAGUGGUCCAAUAAAUCUAUUCGUUUAUGAUCCUAUCCCACCAAAAUUUACCCGUCGAUCGAAUGCGAACGUAAAUGCCGAUGAGGAAGAUGACCUACGAUUGCACUGCAACGCAAGUGGUGACCCCAGACCCAGUAUCACUUGGAGUAAAGAUGGAACUCCUCUUCAGAACAGCAGUUCAUCUGCUGUGCUUCAAAUUCCAAAUUUACAACAAAGAGAUGCUGGUAAUUAUACCUGCACCGCGAAAAACCGAGCUGGGUCUGUGUCUCACAGCAUGGUAGUUAGAGUUGUGCGAUAUAAGCCUCGCAUCAACAAAACAGCUUCUUCAAAGCCAUUAUUCCAAUCAUGGAUUGGGAAGGUGACCACCCUGAGGUGCUCUGCAGAUGCUGAGCCUCUGGCAAACUUUACUUGGUUCAAAGAUGGCCAACGGAUUGUGCAUGGUGUGAACUCUGCGCAUAAAAUGGGCACGCUAACGCUGAGACCUAAGACUGCGGGCGAUUUUGGUUCGUAUUCCUGUAGAGCGACAAACAUCAAAGGAGCUGCCUGGUAUCAUAUGAGAAUAUUUCAAAUUUAUGCACCCAGUCCGCCUAUCAUAUACCAAGUGACACCGGACGUGCUUAAAUUCGACAUCACAUGGAAUAUGACAAAAGUCAAAAAUAGCAGCCGCACAAUAGAGUUUAUGAUUACCCUGCUUGAUGUAAACAGACAUAUGCUUCAGACACAUAGUGGAAUUAAGGGAACAUUCUUCACUCUUAAAAAUUUGCAACAAAACAGAACAUACAUAUUGAUGCUACAAGCAAGAAAUAUUGCCGGUUAUGGACAAGCCGCGAAUGUCACUGUUAAAACACUUGAAGCAGAUCCACCCAAGCCCCCCAAAGUCGUGGUGGUGCCAAAUGUACUGUCGUUAAACGUAACCUGGUUUUCAUCCAUUGAAGACAACAGCAUCAAGAUUUAUGAUUACCUCGUAAAAGUUGUAGACUAUGUUUCAAAUACACUGGUACAGGAAUACAAGAAAGUAAAGGAAACAUCGUUGGUGAUAAACAAAUUGAUGAAAAACAGGACUUAUUUUGUGGCAAUACAAGCGCGAAACGAGGUCGGUUAUGGAAAGCCAUCCAAUGUUAGUGCCACGACUCUACUGGCAGGGCCGCCGGAUGCACCAUUAGUAACAAACAUCAGUGUUAGUGGAAAACAAUGCUCACUGCAAUGGAGGGAGCCUUAUAAUGGACAAAGCGCCAUUUUAAAGUACACUGUUUAUGUUUGGGGGUUUGUGGCAAGACUUGAAUCAUACACUAAGGAUAGGUUAGGCUUGUGGAAUACCACCAACCUGAGUUACACCCUAGAACUUGACUGGGACAAAAUGUACUGGAUGGCUGUGUCGGCAUGGAACAAAUAUGGCGAAAGUUUCCCCCUGUUGCGAAGGAAAUUUAGAACCGAAAAAAAUCCUAAAGCGCAAAUUUCAACAAAGAUGCCCACGGUACCCACUUCAAGUUUUACCCUCCUAUCAAGUAAAAAACAAGAAUCGACCGUCACGAAAAGGAAAACCGAAAAACUUCCAACAGAACUGCCUACUGCCAGACAAGCUGAGACCAGUGAAAACAGAACAGGCAUAUUUUCCUUUUACGCACCAAUAUGGUUCGUCGCGCUGGCAUUUGUAACACCUAUUUUCAUGUUCGUGGUUUGGAAAAUCACCAGAAGAAUUAUCGUCAAGCAUUGUUCCAAAAGCAGUGGUGAUAGCGAUAAGCAAACAGAAAUUGAAAGCGAUGUUGACAGUGAACUGGGUAAUCCUUCUUAUCUUGCGAGUAUGGUGGAGCUAAAAGAAACAUCGGUUUUGAAUGAAUAUGAAUCCAUAACGGACAUCUUUCAGAAGAACUUGAACCUUGGAUACUCGAUGGAGGAUGAGAAACCCAGAUACAGCAGGAACCCUGUGACACAUGAUUACUGCUAUGUUUCAGAGGGGUCUUCGGUGUAUAGCCAUCUUAAUGACAUACCCACCGGCCGAGGCUCAAAAAGCCUCAAAAGCUCGAAACGCUCGUUUCCAGAUGACAAGCUGGGACAAGACAAUGGACACUUGACAACUGGACUAGGGAUGUUUGACAUGCAAAUGUACUCGCAUCUUACUCACGGCGAACCGCCUACAAUUGGAGUUAAAAGAGGUAUCUUGCCAGAAACAAGUUUCCUUCUUCCUCCAUCGCAGAAAUGGGAAAUUUCCAGGGACAGACUUAGAAUUGAAAACACCGUCGGCCGAGGGGAGUUUGGGCUUGUCAAAAAGGGUUACGCACUGGAUGUCACAGAGGAAGGAGGUUGGGCGAUAGUCGCAGUUAAGACAGUAAAAGAAAAUUCAAAUGGAUCACAACGCGAAGAUUUGCUAUCAGAACUAAAGGUGAUGAAGGAACUAUUCUCACAUAAACACGUGGUUCAACUUCUGGCUUGCGUCACAAAAUCUGAGCCAUUAUGUGUCAUCACUGAAUAUGCCCCUUACGGUGAUCUACUGGGCUUCUUGAGAAAGAAACGAGGUUUAAGGGAUGAUUACUACGACAUACAACAACUCCCCGAAAGAAGCCUUACAUCACAGCUGUUGAUGAAAUUUGCCUGGGAGAUUGCCGAUGGAAUGGCACAUCUCAGCGCGGCAAAGAUUAUCCAUCGUGACCUGGCAGCGAGGAACGUCCUUUUGGGGGAAAAUUUGACGUGUAAAGUCACAGAUUUUGGGAUGGCGCGAAACACGCGCAGCAAAGAUAUUUACGAAAGGACGUCGGAGGGUCGCCUUCCUUUAAAAUGGACAGCACUUGAAUCCUUGGAGCACGGACGUUACACUACGAAAAGCGAUGUAUGGAGCUUUGGAGUGGUCCUGUAUGAAAUAUUCACUAUUGGUGGUGCUCCUUAUCCUGGUGUGAAUGUUUCCGAGCUGACAAGAAAGUUAAAAAGUGGCUACAGAAUGGAGAAACCAAAUCAUGUACACAAUAAAUUGUACGACCUCAUGCGAUCCUGUUGGAAUAAAGAUCCGGAUAAGCGACUCACGUUUUCGCAACUUAACAAGACUUUGAACCAAUUGGACAGGGAGAUUCAGAAGUGCAUCAAUCUGAGAGCGUAUAAUGGCAAACUUUAUGAGGACUUCCAAGUUUUUAAAAAAUAGACCGUAGCAAGUAAGAGUUGCUGUCAGGGCAAAAUUUUUUUGCUCGGAAUAAAGUACAAAUAAUAUUUAUUUUCUCCGUAUUCCCAAUUGAGGAGUUCUUAAAUUGAGUUAGGAAAACUGUAGAGGUGUAGUGGAAGGCGAAUUAAUCAUGACGAUCGACGAUGUCUUCCUCGUAGACACGGUAGAGUAAACUGGUCAUGAAAGGCGGCAAAAUCAAGGGUAAAAAAAUAGUGCUACAGUUCAGCUUGGGUGUUCUUCAUGGUGACUAAUUUUUUUUCUGUGUCUUUACACAAUAUGACUUAAGCAUUAGUGAAACUUUCCAUUGAACAGGUAGUUCAAAUCAUUGAUAAGAUUUUGCGCGGGCUGGUGCAAAAAACCGUUAAAAAAACAGAGAAAAGAAAUCUGUCGUUUUUUCAUAACCAGUUGUGCCUUUCAACCUUAUUAGUAUGGAUUGAAUUGUAGGUCAAUAGUAAAGUACUAAUUACGCUCAAUGUAGCUUUAAACAUUUUAUUUUUUAAAUUUCACGAUGGAAUUUCUUAGUGCAUUGUAGGAAAACGCUUAGAAUUUCAAUGAGAUCAAUAUAUUUGUUAGUUUGAUCAAAAAAGACCCAUGGUUCAUACCAUGGACCUCCACAAAUGAAAAUGAAGAACUUUCCAUCACAAUACCUGGUUAUCCACGUUUAUUUAACGUAGCAUAUUUCCAUGCGUUUAUAAUUUCUCCCUCCAUAAAAGUCGUAAAACCCUCGUGUAGAGACCACAUUAAAAAAUUACGUUCAGUCUGUGUAUAUAGGUAUGCUUCAGAGGAAUGUAAUAUAAUAACUGCGGGUAGGGGACUCGGUGCAGUGAUUAUUUUCCACGGUUGUGGUUAUUGUAAGUUAUUCUUUUACCGUAGAUAAUGAAGAUCUGUAUAUUUAUUUUUUUUUUGGGAGAGUGGAAGUCUUGAAAAAUCCAAGCAACUUAAACAGUAUGAAGUAUUGAUAACCUUUCGCAGCGGCCAUUUAAUGUACAAAAUUGUAUUUAAUGAUUUUAUGAAUCUGUUAACUUUGUCAUUAUAUUAUAGUUGACGGUCAAUUUGAAUCUGUGGGUAUAUUCUUAAUGACAAAUAACGAAUAAAAGAAGAAGCUUGCAAUGACUUUCAAGUACAUCGAUUUUAACUUUUGACAACAAUUAUAUUUUUAUAUAAAAGUGUCAAAGAAAAAACGUUCCUCAACGUGCUUAAUUGCUUGUCACGACGUCAACAUGGUCGCGUGUGAUUUCUACCGUCAUACUUCAAAAUCGUACUAAUUUCAGCCGAAACUCUCGAUAAUGUAAGAAUUCGAUUCAAACGUUUAUUUGGGUUGGAUAUCGUCAAUUUAGCCAUUCAACCUUGUUGACUUCAUGUUGCGUGCAUGUUAUAGAACCCGGAAAAAAAAUUGGGUGAUUUAUAUCGGUAAGACGGAAACGUGUGGGCCGUCACGUCAUGCCAUGGAAACGUGGUGGCAAACAUUGUACUUUGAUCCUUACGGCGUUGUCAGAAGCUAAUAACUGCUGCUCUGUUUGUGGAAAACUGAAUAUUUCUUAAAACGACACAAUAACAUCUAGAUGGGCAGUUGUUUUUGAUUAAACGUUCUGGAAUGUUGGAGUUGAACAAAAUAAUGACGACUGCUCGAUUGCUAUCGGACGGGAAAUUCUGGCGCAAUCUUAAGCGCUUCAAAGAAAAGAGGUCUUUCGUGUUGGCGUCAGUUCACUGCUUAGAUGGCGUGUUAAUUACAUUGUGCUCGGUUGAUGUGUUCACGAUACUUAGACAAGAUAAACAGUAGAGAUUUUUCCGCAUUCGUGUUCAAUCCAAACCCGUUCACCAAUCCGUUCCAGUUUGGCCACAAUGACGGAGAUUUUGGAUCUACAUUUUAAAGUAAACUUUUACGUUCAAAUGCAUGAAACAAUACUUUUAAAGUCUUCUAUUUUUUUCUAAAAAUUCUGUUAACUUACUUUAUGUGAUAAUGUAUCAUAUCACUACAAGUACAAAGGUACAGAACCUUUCUAUCUUUUUGGGAACUUAACCCUUUAUUAUUGUUUGAGGUGUUAUUGGGAAAGAAUACGAACAGUAAAUGGCUCACUGAAGGAUUUUCAUGUUAUCACAUGUCGAACCAAGAUCGUGGUUGUGACAUUUGAAUCCAUUUAAACUAUUUUAGGAAGACAGUCGAAAUGAAUAAUCUUGUUAAAACCAAUUUCAGUAAGGAAUGAAACUGGAUUUACCUUUGUGUGUAAACAGUUUAGAAUCCGAAUGCCCCUCUGUUGAAAACUACAAGCAAAGUAGGAAAAUCUUCUGCGGUGUGAACUCGUGCUAAAGCGUUUUUGUUGCUUGUUUGGUUUGUCUAGUUUAUUCAACAAAGACAAAAAUAAUUUUGUCGUGGCCAAUUUCAUUCCUUUUAUUGUCUGGUAGAAUUGAUCAACAAUUAUUUGGUUGCGGUUGGUUUAAAUUGUGUUAGCGAAACUAUUUUGACGAAGUAACAAUGGGUCCUGUAAAUAGUGCAUCUGGCAUGUCGACUUAAGUGGUUCCUGUUAUCUUUUUAACUCUUUUAUAUUAAUAGUAACUGUAAUUGAUACACCUCCCUUACUUUGUUACAGCCAACUAAGAUUGAUCUAGAUUGCGAAGCUGAUCUGACUAAGUCAGUUUACCUCAGGUUUUUAAUCAUGCUCGGUGCUGUUUGUUUAACUGAGGUUAGGGUGAAGCUUGGUGCACUAAAUGGUAUAAUUUGUGUUAGGCUCUCUGCAUGAGAUCGCCUACGUUAAUCCCUGCAGUAAGUGAUCAUGUCAUGGCAUUGUUGGUAUAGAAGGCCAUAUGUUUUUGAACCACAGGCCUACAUUUUGAGGAUAGAGUCGUUGUAUCUUUCCAUCUACAUGAGCCAGAGAAAAACUUUAAGGACGAAAAACAUGCAAAGAAAGCUCAGUUGCGUAGACUGCUUUCAAUGCGAAUAUUACAGCUGUCCUUAGCAGAUUGAGUUCAACACUUUCAACAACUUGUCUGUCAAUAAGGAACUGUAUUCAGGGGGUUGUGAUACAGUUGCCCUUGAUGAAACCCCGAACAUGAAAAAACCCUGAACCUGAUCAAAAGAAGGUGAAAAUUACACUGGGAAAUCAAAGGCGUAAUAAUUGUGUGAUAUGGACUCCAAACAGAACAGUCUCCAUCAGUUCAGACCAUUAUUUUCGCCUAUAUGUUGCGUUCUUUGAAAAGAAGGCAGAUAUCCAACGUAAAGGCCGAUUUUCCCAAUCCAGGAGGCAUCAUUGAUGGCGACGAAGAAGGCAAGCUGACCUCAUGUUGGGAUACUCUGUUGUGGGCUGACAUCCGCUAAGGAGGUGAAACAAUACGUGGCUGUCGGCGUCCUUCUCGUGGAAUCCUGCUGCAUGAGUAAACGAGAUAAGCCUGUACUCGUGGCUUAACAGUUUUCCCGAUGAUUUUCUUCAGCAAUCAAGAGCGUUUACAUAGUGUAUGAAAUUGUGUGAGGGUUUGUAAAGAAUAUCUAUUUCAUCCUUAUUUUUUUAAUAAAAUUAGUUACAGUAUCAAACGAAAA
Messenger RNA from Pocillopora verrucosa, 7387 nucleotides. The record is from RefSeq and is a predicted model, not a curated record. NCBI's taxonomy places the organism in Eukaryota, Metazoa, Cnidaria, Anthozoa, Scleractinia, Pocilloporidae.